Molecule: messenger RNA, 721 nt
Organism: Zophobas morio
Lineage: Eukaryota; Metazoa; Arthropoda; Insecta; Coleoptera; Tenebrionidae
Product: ATP synthase subunit d, mitochondrial-like
Exons: 3
Coding region: 88-612 (174 amino acids)
Biological process (GO): proton motive force-driven ATP synthesis
Molecular function (GO): proton-transporting ATP synthase activity, rotational mechanism
Source: RefSeq, a predicted model, not a curated record
UAGGUUUCCAACUGUCAAAAAUUACAUAACCAAAAACGUUCGACUUUUGUGGUGAGGUUGUGUCUUUUGGUCGACUUUUACGUAAAAAUGGCUGCAAAAAGGAUCACCCAAAGUGCGAUUAACUGGGCCGCGCUCGCCGAAAGAGUGCCCCCACACCAAAAGAACCUAUUUCAAGCCUUUAAAGCCAAAUCCGAUCAAUAUCUCCGCAGCGUACUCAAAAACCCAGAGAAGGCCCCAGAAAUCAACUGGGCUUUCUACAAGUCGAAAGUUCCAGUUGCUGGAAUGGUCGAUGAAUUCCAGAAGCAAUACGGUGCGUUGAAAAUCCCCUACCCACCAGAUACAGUUAGCACUCAAAUAGAUGCUCAAGAAAAGGAAUUGAAGGUGGAGAUUGAGAAGUUUAAGCAAGAAUCAAAUGCAAGAAUUGCUGAGUUGAAGAAGGAGCUGGCGCAUUUGUCGGCUUUGAUACCGUUUGAUCAGAUGACUAUGGAGGACUUCCGUGACGCAUUCCCAGAACAGGCGCUAGAUCCUAUCAAUAAACCUACUUUCUGGCCUCACGAUCCUGAGGAGCAACUUGAUCAUGUAGUCAAGGAUUCUGGUCAUUCUGGACACUAAUAUUUUAAUAGAUUAUGUGAAGAACAGUGUUAGAGUUUUGCUGUUGUAAUAAAUGACAUCAGUGGAGAUGUAGUUGAAUUUGUAUUGAUCAUUAUAUCUGUUUAGGAUG